AGAGAGAAAGGAGACUCAGCAAGCAGCUACAUCAAGGGAAUAUCCACUAACCUGCUGCUAGAGUGGAGCAUCAUCAUCGUCAUCUCACACACACACACACACACACACACACACACACACAUACACACACAUACGCGGCGUUUACCACCAGACGGCUGUGUGCAUGGUCUGAUGAGUAUCUCGUCUGCCGACUCACAGAUGCAGACUCCUACUCUCGGCCCCCAGUUCAUGGCGGGGCCCCAAGGCAAGGUGCCUGGCAGGAAGAGAGGUCGGCCCCCCGUCCGUAAGCUGGAGUUCCAGAGCCGCUACACGGAGCCGCUGUGUCAGCUCAAGGUGCCCAAGAAGAGAGGCAGGAAGCCUGGCUUCAAGCUGAAGCCCAGGAUGGUGAUGUCCCCACUGGCUGACUCUCCUCCCAGCAGUACCCCAGAGCCUGAGAUGGGCUCCAUUCCCCAGGAUGCUGCCAUCGUCCCCCAUUCUGCCACACCACAGGCCCUCACAGCAGAGACACCAAUGCCUGAUGACUUCUUGUGUGACCCCGUGGACUCCAAGCGCUACGCCGUUGACCCCAGCGACUCCGCCUUUAAUGUCAUGGCAACACAGUUCCCACCCAAGCAUGCCUACAUUUACCGUGGCAGCAGCAGCUGCUCUGCACCAGUUGGCAUCUGCAGACAAGCAUCCAGCCCUGCAGCCUUCCAGGAGGCAAACAGAAAUGCUUACAGCCCCAUGGCAGAAGUUGGGGAGUGUAAGCGGCCCACUGGAAAGGACCCAUCCAGCUGGGGUGUAGAGGAGGUGGUGUGGUUCAUCAAAGACGCUGACCCCCAGGCUCUAGGACCGCAUGCUGAUGCCUUCAGGAAGCAUGAGAUAGAUGGAGAUGCUCUGCUCUUGCUGAAAAGUGAGAUGAUGAUGAAGUAUUUGGGACUGAAGUUGGGGCCGGCACUCAAACUCUGCUACCACAUCGACAGGCUCAAGCAGAACCGCUUGUGAUUUGCCAAACUCUGGCAAGGCAGUAUGACUGCCUGAUUAACUAAAACUGCCCGGUGCUGAUCCACUGUAGCUGUUUCCAUCUGCAACAUGUCAGAUCUCAGCCAUCAUCAAUAGAUCAGGAAUGCCCAUGAAUCCAAAUUACAUAGCUGACUGUUUCUUACUUGCCUCUGCCACAUAUGUUGUUUUGAGACUCUUGCUGAAUGGAGGUUGGCUGUACUUCCAAAGACUGUUUACAGCUGAAACAAUUAUCAGUUCAUUUCCAUCUUUGCUUACUGGGUAGCUGAAUAUAUUUGGAUUG
Molecule: messenger RNA, 1282 nt
Organism: Myripristis murdjan (pinecone soldierfish)
Lineage: Eukaryota; Metazoa; Chordata; Actinopteri; Holocentriformes; Holocentridae
Gene: scml4
Product: Scm polycomb group protein like 4
Exons: 6
Coding region: 172-984 (270 amino acids)
Biological process (GO): negative regulation of DNA-templated transcription
Cellular component (GO): nucleus
Molecular function (GO): chromatin binding; histone binding
Source: RefSeq, a predicted model, not a curated record